Hymenoscyphus albidus is the source of this 1906-nucleotide messenger RNA. The record is from the annotation of a GenBank genome assembly. Lineage: Eukaryota; Fungi; Ascomycota; Leotiomycetes; Helotiales; Helotiaceae.
CAGAGAUCCCCACGUGACUUGAGACUAGCGCCAAGCUUAGGUUGGCUGGCCUCGCGUUGUCUGUCGCCUGGGCUGAAGUACGAGCCCAAGGAGCUCGAUACCAGAACGCCGGUUCCAUCAACAACCUCAACCACAUUACCAGAAUUGGUUUGGUAUCACCCGAGCAGGUCUAACUUGGGCUUUUCUAAGAUUCCAGCUUUGCAAUCUCUCAAUAGAGAGCAGAGGCCAAGAUGGUAAGCUGUUGUCACCCGAAGCCUAUAACCCAAAGCUAACAUGCCAUCCUAGGGAAAUCAACAAUCGGGCAUGGGCGGUGCUGGCCAAGGGGGGGACAGUCAGGAUGAAAAGUCUAAGAAGGUAUACAUGCCAGCGUGGAAGAGAAUUGCAAAGAAGGGCGAUACUGAGACUGGAUUGGAUUGCUAAUUACUCCGCGACAACAGAAGGAGAAGCCAAAGUACGAACCUCCGCCACGACCAACAACUAGAAUUGGGCGCAAGAAGCGCAAGGCCGCAGGUCCAAAUGCCUCUGCAAAGCUCCCCGCCGUCUACCCAACUUCUCGAUGCAAGUUAAGAUAUCUUCGGAUGCAGCGAAUUCACGAUCAUCUCCUACUGGAAGAAGAAUACGUCGAGAACCAGGAACGCCUCCGCAAAGCCAAGUCAGCAAAGGAAGGUGGCGCACCAGCAUCGGCCGGUGGUGACUCUGACGCCCUGGAUCGAAAUGCUGAUGAGCGAGGACGGGUCGAUGAUAUGCGAGGAAGUCCAAUGGGCGUCGGUACUCUGGAGGAGAUGAUUGAUGAUGAUCAUGCCAUUGUCUCAAGCACGACUGGGCCCGAGUACUAUGUCUCUAUCAUGUCUUUCGUCGACAAGGACUUACUGGAGCCUGGUGCGAGUGUUUUGCUUCAUCACAAAUCAGUGUCUAUCGUCGGUGUUCUCACUGAUGAUGCCGAUCCUCUUGUGACAGUCAUGAAGCUUGAUAAAGCACCGACGGAGUCUUACGCGGAUAUUGGAGGCUUGGAGACCCAGAUUCAGGAGGUUCGAGAAUCGGUGGAGUUACCAUUACUUCACCCAGAGCUUUACGAAGAGAUGGGAAUCAAGCCCCCAAAGGGUGUCAUUCUUUAUGGUGCGCCAGGUACCGGAAAGACUCUGCUGGCAAAAGCCGUCGCAAACCAGACAAGUGCAACAUUUUUGCGUAUUGUCGGUAGUGAAUUAAUUCAGAAAUACUUGGGUGAUGGUCCAAGGCUCGUCCGGCAACUUUUCCAGGUGUGUGGUAAUGCAAAAUUUUGACUUCUACAACUAACUAACAAACUCCAGGUCGCUGCUGAGAAUGCACCAUCCAUUGUGUUCAUUGAUGAAAUCGAUGCCAUUGGUACGAAACGAUACGAGUCCACGUCCGGAGGAGAGAAGGAAGUUCAACGUACCAUGUUAGAGCUUCUAAAUCAACUUGAUGGUUUCGAUGACCGAGGAGACGUCAAGGUCAUUAUGGCAACCAACAAGAUUGACACACUUGACCCUGCGUUGAUUCGACCUGGACGUAUUGAUCGAAAGAUUCUCUUUGAGAACCCCGAUCAAGUCACCAAGCGCAAGAUCUUCACUCUCCACACCUCCAAAAUGUCAUUGAACGAAGACGUAGACCUCGAGGAGUUCAUCAACCAAAAGGACGACUUGUCAGGAGCUGAUAUCAAGGCAAUCUGUUCCGAGGCUGGUUUGAUGGCAUUGAGAGAGAGACGUAUGCGUGUUCAAAUGGCCGAUUUCCGAGCCGCAAGAGAACGUGUAUUGAAGACGAAGAGUGAGGGUGAACCCGAAGGUUUGUACUUGUAGGAUAGCUGGCUGGCAGGCAUAGGUUCGUUCCUUUUGGGCCGGGGUCGGGGGAAGGAAAGCAUGCCGAUGUCUUCUAUUCGUGGCACUUGUAU